Molecule: messenger RNA, 375 nt
Organism: Cetraspora pellucida
Lineage: Eukaryota; Fungi; Glomeromycota; Glomeromycetes; Diversisporales; Gigasporaceae
Source: the annotation of a GenBank genome assembly
AUGUGGGCAUAUAGUUAUACUAACAAGUAUGUCAAUUAUGGAGUAAGAACAAUGCAAUGGUUAGAGACUACUAAUUCUUAUCUAAAACAGCUACUUGGUCAUAUGAAACUCUUAUCUGAAUUAAUUAGUACUUUAAAUAAAUUAACCAAAUAUCAACUUCAGCAUUCACAAUACCAACAAAAUUAUUUGCAUAAUAAUAUUUGCCUACAAUGUUCAGAAUUAUUGAAAGAUGUUUCAGUAAUUGUGUCAGACUUUGCAUAUUCUCUAUUGUUAGAUCAGCACAAUUUAGCUGUUACAUAUGAGGUUGAGAGGCAAAAAAUUGGUUUGCUGCAUGUUUAUCAUCAUGAAGACUAUAAAUAUAGUACAUCAAAUUAA